UCCUCUUCCGUAUCGCUGCCCGAGCAUGGAGCCCGCGACUACGGUGGGGGAGUUGCUGCGGACCCUCCGCCAAAUGGGCUUCAGCGAGGGCCAGGCGGGGGCCGCCCUCCGCGCCGGCUGCCUGAGCGCCCCGGAGGCGGCCGACUGGCUGCUGCGCGAGGGGGCGGACCGUCAGCCCCCGUCGCCCCGGCUGCGGCUCCUCCCGCCGAUCUCGCAGCCCAGCCUCGCCGACGUCUUUCAGCCCCGCCGGCAGCCCUCGGAAGACGGGACGGGGGCGGCGGAGUCCCCCGCCCUGGGGGACGUCCGGGACUUUGCGGACCGGCAGCGGCGGGAGCAGCUGGCCCAGCAGCUGAAAGUCGAACGGGGGGCCCGGCAGCGGGAGCGCGAGUUGGCCCUGCAGAGGAUCGCCGACGACCGCCGGCAGCACCGGGCCGGGACGGCAACCCCUCGGCCCGGCCCGGGCCGCCCGCCGCCAGACGGGACGGAGACCCCCGGAGAGGCGCAAUGCCUGCUCGUGAUCCGCCUGCCCAACGGGAAGUCUGUCCGCAGGAGCUUCCCGGCCGAGACCGCCCUGCAGAGUGUCCGGCGGUUCGUCUUGACCCAGAACCCGGAGCUCUCGCCCGCCUGCUGCUUCCUGCAGGGCAUCCCCAAACGGCGCUUCGGGCCGGCUGACCUGCCCCGCUCGCUGCUGGCCCUGGGCCUGGCCCCGGGGGCCACCCUCUGCAUCGUCGACCCGGCCCCGGGGGCCCCUUUGCCCUGCCCCGCCGCAGCGGUGCAGCUCACCGUGGACGCACACUCCUGCACGCAGGGGGCUGGGCAGCUGGCGGAAUACGCCCCUGCUCCCCCGCCGGAGGGUCUCCCAAGCCGGCACCAGGGCGGGAAGCCUGCCAUCCUGGCCCCCCAUCAUUGGGGCCGGGGGCAGAAGCUGGACUCCGAGGAGCCCAUGGAGCAGGACCAUCCGGCUGCCCCCCGGGGGGAAGAGCAGGAAGGGCCAGGGGUGCCGCCCACCGGCCCGGACGACGCUGCGGGGUACCGGCAUCCGUGGCCGCAGGAAGGCAACCGGCUGCGGGAAGCCGAGGGAAGCCACCCUGGACCCCCAGAUUUGCCGCUGGCGGUUGCCCGGGCGGCCGAGCAGCGCCGCUUCCUCCAAACGGCCGUCCGGAGGGAGAGCAACGAGCUUGGAUCGGCCCUCCCCACAGCCACCGUGGCCCCCUCGGUGCCGUCGUCGCUGUUCCGGCUGUCCCUGCAGGCCGCUGCCGCCCUCCUCUCAGCUCCCAGCAAGCAGUACUGUGGCAGCCUGGCCUCGCUGCCCCCCGGCCUGGCCCGGCUGCUGCUGGAGCACCUGGUGCGAAAGGCGCUGCUCCACCCGCGCAGCCUGCGGCUCUUCUCCGGCUGCCCCCUGCAGACCCUCUGCCUCGACUGCUACCCGUACGCCACCAACCAGCUGCUGGCCGGGCUGCCGGCCUUCCCCGGCCUGCGCCAGCUGAGCUUGUUCUCCUGCGCCCUCAUCACAGACCAGGGCCUCUCCGUCGUGCAGCGUCUCCCGCGCCUGCAGCACCUGAACCUCUCGGCCUGCGUUAAGCUGACCGACAACUGCCUGCAGUUCCUGAAAGGGCUGCCGGAGUUGUCCCACCUGGCCCUGGACCAGACCCACGUCUCCGACGCCGGCCUGGCGGACUUCCUCCUGGGGGCUCCCCCGACCCUCUCCCACCUGAGUCUCAACUGGACGGGGGUCGCGGAGCGUACCCUCCACCUCCUGCCCCAGUGCGCCCCCCGGCUCUGCGAGCUGAGCCUGAAGCAGACGGGCAUCAGCGACGUGUCUCCCCUGCGGCAUUCGGAAGCCCUGCAGAGGCUGUUCCUGGACGGCACCCGCGUGAGCGAAGCCUCCCUCCAGGCCCUGUCCUCCCAUCCGGCCUUGGGCUGCUUGACCCUCUCUGGCGUCCACUCGGUCGACGGCAACCGGGCUCUGGAGCUAGUCUCAGCCCUCCCCCUGACCCGGCUGGGGCUGCCCGACCGGCACACAGUCACCGACGUCGGCCUGGCUGCCGUCUGUCGCCUGGCCGGCCUGCAGGAGCUGGACCUGACGGACUACAUCCACAUCACCGACGAGGGGCUGCGGCCGCUGCCUGGGCUGUGCAGGCUGCGGCGCCUCUCGCUGGCGCACACGCGGGUGACAGACGAGGGCCUGGCCCACCUCCGCGCCCUCCGGCUUCUGGAGCAGCUGCACCUGGACCGCCUGUCCGUCUCCAGCGCCCCGGUGGCCCACUGCCUGACCGGCCUCCCUCACCUGCAGGUGCUGUCUCUUGCCGGCACGGCCGUUGGCGACCCCGUGGCCAGGCUGGGCCUCGCUGGGUGCCGGCACCUGCUGAAGCUCAACCUGAGCAACACCCGCCUGACUGACCGAGGGCUCCGCUUCCUGGCACACCUGCCCCUCGUCCAGCUCAACCUGGACGGCUCGGGGGUGACGGCUGCCGGCGUGGCUGAGCUCGUGGCUGCCUGCCCCUCCCUCACCCGCGUCCGGAGCAGCCGCCUGAGGGUCUUGUCCCCGGAAGAGUCGCCGGACGAGGAAGAGCCCGGCCACUAGGCGGCCAGUCGGUCCUGGUGCUCACCGGGGAGAUGUUUGAACCCCGACCAGCUUCUCCUGGAACAAAAGCUGGAAGGGAGCUGGGAGGUCAUCUAGUCCAACCCUCUGCUCGAGCGAGAAGCCUUUAAAGAAUCGGAAUGACAGCUGGAAGGGAGCUGGGAGGUCAUCUAGUCCAGCCCCCUGCUCGAGCGAGAAGCCCUCAAAGAAUCGGAAUGACAGCUGGAAGGGAGCUGGGAGGUCAUCUAGUCCAACCCCCUGGUCGAGCAGGAGA
Messenger RNA from Crotalus tigris (Tiger rattlesnake), 2855 nucleotides. RefSeq lists its product as uncharacterized. Lineage: Eukaryota; Metazoa; Chordata; Lepidosauria; Squamata; Viperidae. Gene Ontology annotation, biological process: SCF-dependent proteasomal ubiquitin-dependent protein catabolic process. Gene Ontology annotation, molecular function: protein binding. Gene Ontology annotation, cellular component: SCF ubiquitin ligase complex. The transcript is spliced from 16 exons. Bases 26 to 2584 code for a protein of 852 amino acids. The record is from RefSeq and is a predicted model, not a curated record.